Messenger RNA from Myxocyprinus asiaticus (Chinese sucker), 5591 nucleotides. RefSeq names its product nuclear factor interleukin-3-regulated protein-like. The transcript is spliced from 3 exons. The record is from RefSeq and is a predicted model, not a curated record. Gene Ontology annotation, biological process: circadian rhythm; regulation of DNA-templated transcription. The coding region runs from base 2208 to 3338 and encodes 376 amino acids. Gene Ontology annotation, molecular function: DNA binding; DNA-binding transcription factor activity. Lineage: Eukaryota; Metazoa; Chordata; Actinopteri; Cypriniformes; Catostomidae. Gene Ontology annotation, cellular component: nucleus.
UUGAAACACUUACUCAUUCUUUAUAAUAAUUUUUAUUUUAUUUUUUAAUCACAUUUUAGAAUAAUAGUAAAGUCAUCAAAACUAUGGAAUAACAUAAAUGGAAAUAUGGGAAUUAUGUUGUGACUAAACAAAAUCCCAAAUAAAUCAAAACUGUGUUAUAUUUUAGCAUCUUCAAAGUAGUCACCCUUUGCCUAGAAUUUUCAGAAAUGUACUCUUGACAUUUUCUCAACCAACUUCUUGAGGUAUCACCCUGGGAUGCUUUUUAAACAGUAUUGAAGGAGUUCCCAUCUAUGUUGGACACUUAAUGGCUGCUUUUCUUUAUUUGGUCCAAGUCAUCAAUUUCACAAACUUUUUUUUUUUUUUUUAUUAUUACAUUUUAGUUUUAUAAUGAAAUAAAUUAAUAUGGUGGCACAAUUAUAUUUUUAUCUACAAAACUCAUUUCAAACAUUUAAGCAUACACCUUCAGAUCAAAAGAUUUUUAAGAUCAUGAGAAAUAUUUCAGUCAAGUGUUUCAAAACUUUUGACCAGUAGUGUAUUUAUAUAUAUGUGGACACAGUCCACAUACAGUGCUGUGGAAAAGUAUUUGCCCACAUCUUGAUUUCUUCUGUUUUUGUGUACAGUAUAUCUCAUACUAAAUUGUUUCAAAAAUUCAAACAAAAUCUAACAUAAAACAAAAGCAAUCUGAGUAAAUACAAAAUACAUUUUUAUUUUUAUUUUAUUACCCUUUUCUCCCCAAUUUGGAAUGCCCAAUGCGCUCUAAGUCCUUGUGGUGGCGUAGUGACAAAUCUCAGUUGCCUCUGCGUCUGAGACUGUCAAUCACGUGGCUUGUUGAGCACGUUACCGUGGAGACAUAGCAUGUGUGGAGGCUUCACGCUAUUCUCCGCGGCAUCCACGCUCAACUCACCACGCUCCCCACCGAGAGCGAGAACCACAUUAUGGCGACCACGAGGAGGUUGUCCCAUGUGACUCUACCCUCCCUAGCAACCAGGCCAAUUUGGUUGCUUAGGAGACCUGGCUGGAGUCACUCAACACGCCCUGGAUUCGAACUCACGACUCCAGGGGUGGUAGUCAGCAAGUUAUCCAAUACCAACUGGGCCUGUGUAAAAAAGUAUUUGCCCCUUAGUUAUUAAAUCUGCAAAUCUAUGAAACUGCAUUCAUAAAGAGGUUCAGCUGGAUUAGACACACCCAGGCCUGAUUACUGCCAGCCCUGUUCAAUCAAAUCAACUCCUAAACUUUUUCAGCAGCAUGAAGUUGGCUAAAAGGUCUCACCCAGUAGCACACUAUGCCAAGGUCGAAAGAAAUUCCAGAAAUGAUGAGGAAAAGGGGAUUGAAAUACAUCAGUCUGAGAAGGGUUACAAAGCUAUUUCAAAGGCUCUGGGACUCCAAAGAACCACUGUGAGAGCCAUUAUCUCCAAAUGGAGAAAACUUGACACAGUAGUGAACCUUCCCAGAAGUGGCCGACCUUCCAAAAUUCCUCCAAGAGCACAGCGACGACUCAUCCAGAAAGUCACAAAAAAGCCAAGGACAACAUCUAAGGAACUGCAGGCCUCUCUCGCAUCAAUAAAGGUCACUGUUCAUGACUCCACUAUCAGAAAGACACUGGCCAAAAAUGCCAUCCAUGGAAGUGCGAGGUGAAAAUCACUGCUAACUCAGAAGAACAUUAAGUCUUUUCUGAAUUUUGCCAAAAUACCCCUUGAUGAUCCUCAAACCUUUUGGGAGAAUGUUCUGUGGACUGAUGAGUCGAAAGUGGAACAGUUUGGAAGACAGGGGUCCCGUUACAUUUGGUAUAAAUCAAACACAGAAUGACACAAAAAAGACAUCAUACCUACGAUCAAGCAUGGUGGUGGUAGUGUGAUGGUGUGGGGAUGCUUUGCUGCUUCAGAGCCAGGGUGACUUGCACUAAUUGAAGGAAACUUUCUGCUCUCUACCAGAAAAUCUUAAAGGAGAACGUUCGGCCAUCAGUCCGUGAGUUGAAGCUCAAGCACAACUGGAUUAUGCAGCAAGACAAUGAUCCAAAGCAUAGGACCAACAUGAUCGCAUUCUGUGCACGUUCUGACAACACAAUGUGAGGAGGAGCUAAAGGUCUUCAGGACGGCACAGAACGUUUUUCAGCGCCAAAAUUAACAAGCAAAGCACUGUGACUGUGUUAUCAUUCAUCAGGUCCCAGACUCUUUGUAAAUCACCACGGCGUAAGGGGCAAAAGCAUCAUGCUGGCAGAACACAAUGUAACGUACCCUGAAGAGAUACCUGAUCCAGUCAGUCAGGAUGGAGCUACAUCCUUCACAGAAGAAACCAUGUCCAUUUUGACGUCCAGCAACAUGCUAGCACGCUCUUUUCUCAUCCAUCCCAGAGGUUUGAGACGCAAAGAAUGUUCUGAGACUGAUGUCAGUAAUACGCUGCGUCACAAGCGUGAGUUCAUCACAACUGAGAAAAAAGAUGAAGGUUACUGGGACAAACGCAAAAAGAACAAUGAAGCUGCCAGGCGUUCGCGUGAAAAACGGAGGUUUAAUGACAUCGUGGUAGAGAACAAAGUUUUGGCUCUUCUUGAGGACAAUGCACACCUGAAAGCUGAGUUAUUGGCACUUAAGUUCCAAUUUGGUUUGAUUAAAGACCCCACAGAUUCACUCACACCGACCCGGUCAUCUGGUUCAUGCACCCAACCAUUUCCAGCAACACGCUACUACUGCCCCAAUUCAAACUCACAACUCACUCAUCGACACUCACUGACGGACUCACAUCAUGGUGGUUCAGAUGGGGUGCAAAGCAUUCGAGACAGGGUCAAUGUGUCAGAAGACUCUGGGUUUUCCAUCUCUGGGGGGUCAAGCAUUGGGAGCCCAGAGUUUUCUGAUGAUGCUGUUGGAGAACCUCUUAGGGGAUAUCCUUACAGAGGUGGAGAGGAGACAGAAUGUAAACUAAGUCCCUAUAUCACUCCAGUUGAUACAAAUUCAUCAGAUAGGGAGAAGUUAGUGUCAGUGUGGCAAGAGAACAGCAUGAAAGGCCUUCCUCAUAAAUUGCGCUUUAAGACGCCAGGUGGAACGGAAGGUGAGGUUUUUCUUCCAGUGGAGAUGGAAAAGAGUCUCUCUUCAACAAUGGUAGGCCUACACCACUCCUCACAAGUUAGAGAACAAUCUACAGCUGGGCGGACAGAGGGUUUAUGGAGGCCACAACCACACACAAUGCCACCGACAGGUUCAACACCACAUCAUAAUUACCCUGCAAUUCAGAGACAUUGCUCAAUGGAAAAUGAUGCUAUUAGAUCCCAGCUUAGUUCUUUGACAGAAGAAGUGGCCCAGCUUAAAAAGCUUGUCUCUCAAAGGCUUCUCCCCAAACUAAACUGAGAUCAGAGACCUAGAGAGAACUUUGACCUAUUUUCUUAUAGUACCACACAAAUACAAUAAGCCAGCUAGUUGUUCACUGGGACCAUCCAGAGUACAUUUCCAUUUGCCAUUUUUGUCCACUUACUGUAUCCACUAUUGAUUUUCAAUACAUACUGGAAUAAAUGAAUAUUUUUGUGAGAUAAAAGCUAUUAAACCAUUCUCUUGCUUACUGUAAUACUGUGUGUACUAUUGUGUCUUGUGAAUUGCUUAUGCUUUAAGACAUCAACUUGUUUAAGACUUCUUUAAAACUUUUAAAUAUGGCAAUAAAAUAACUUUUUAAGCCCAUUCUGUUUUAUUCAACAAGGUCUGUUUUUUUUUUUUUUUUAUUUAUAAAAUUGUAAAUGUUUAUGUGCUUGCAAAGAAAUAGUUCACCCAAAAAUUACAAUUCUGCCAUAAUUUAUUAGUUCUCAAUCCAUAUGCUGUUUUUUCUUUUUCUGUGGAACACAAUAGAAGACAUUUUUAAGAAUCUUUACACAGCUCUUUUCCAUAUAACAACAGUUCAUAGUGACCACAACAUAUGCCAGCUUAAAAAAAAAAGUAAAAAAAAAACCACUAUAAAAAGUCAUUACCACACAUGCGCCAUAUUCCAAGUCUUCUGAAGAUAUACUAACUAUAGCUUUGUGUGAGGAACAGACCGAAAUUUAAGUUAUGAGUAAAUAAUGACAUAUUUUUUUAUUUUUUUAUUUGGGGGUGAACUUCCUAUAAUUUAUAGUGUAUAUAGCUUAAACAGGAAAGUAGAGGGAGAGAGGGGAAAUAAGGCAAUAUGACCACACUGGAAAUUGACAUGCUUCUUCCGAAAGCUCAUGUACCCUGAAAUCAACCCCAUUCAGCCAAAUUACUGACACGCAUCAUCUCCCAUCAGACAUUUUUGCAUUAAUUCAAGCGUGAACACAUUUCCCUCUAGCACUACUGAUGCAACUUUAGAGACCAGACUGAUCUCACAGUAAAAUUGGAAACAUUAGAAUGACCUUUCCUAUAGUUAAAAUCGCUCAAAAUGCGAAACACUGCCCCCAGUGGCCAAAGCAGUAAGUGUUGUUGGGUGUAUGGGCACAUGUGAGCUCCAAAUUCCAGGUGAAAUGUCCACAGAGGGGCGUCAAAAGUGAGUUGUAACAAGUUGUUUUCAGCUGUACAGGAUGUAGUAUAAUGAAGAGGAAUGCAUAUUUUAUAAACUGUACACCUCAACCCAAACCUCAAAACUAAACAUUACCAUCAGUGGGGUAAAAAUUUAAUGUUAGGGGGUGCUGAUUAUGUGAACAUGAUUACCUCUUGAUUUCAAUGUGGGAUUCGAUCCCAAGUCUCCCACACUGCUGACGCUACACGCUUCAAAUAAAAUGGCAAUUUUACACCACUGACGGUUAGGUUUAAGGUUGGGGUUUGGGUUAGGGGGUAGUUAAUAAAAUAUGCAUCUCUGGUGAAUCUAUUAAAUAAUUUAAAACUAAAAAUACAACUUGCUGGCUUUUGGCACCACCCUGUUGACAUUUCACCCGGAAAUGGGCGCUCACAUGUGUGUAUAUUUUCGACAACACUUCCAGCUUUAGACACUGCAGAGAUUCCCAUUUCGGUAAGCACAGACUGAUUUAAGCAGCAAAACCUUCCACCUAAUGUUGCCAAAUUCACACUGUGAUCAGUCUGAAUGGGAUUGGAACAUGAUAGUGGCUGAAUUCAAACCUGCCUUUCCAAUAUGUGUCUCGAGCAUGUGCACUACACAAUGUGCCACAGCUCUGACUUUGUGUAAUUAAAAUAGUUGACACUGGCCUCUUGUGAAAGCAGAAGAACAAAACAGAGAACAUCACAAUGAAACAAUAGAGGCUUAUUUAUGAUGCUCUUUGAUUUCUUUACAUACCCAGAUUCAAAGUCCACAUCUGCCUACACUUAUAAAUAAUAGCUAACACUCAACAGAAAAUUAAUUGUACAUUUCAAAGCACUCCAUGGAGUUACAGUUCACCCCUUGCAGAAUCCGUAAAAUGUCAAAAGCUUCUAAACUCAACUCUCUAAAGUUUCUCACCACAAGCUUCACACAACAACCUUCAAAUAUUAGCUGAAGACACACCUCAUUCUUGGGCACUUAAUUGAUCCAUAAAUAUAGACACUUCCUCUUGAAAAAGGAAACCCUAUAUUUGUUUACUUUUCCAGCUAAUAUUGUUGGCUCCUAAAUGAUAUACUUGUGCUUGUCCUCAUUUGUAAUUCACUUUGGAUAAAAGUGUCUGCUUGAUU